GGACCAAAAGAGGAUACAUUUUCAGCACCAUCCAAUACACCAAAAGGUGGUUCUGAUCUGUUUGGGGCACCAAAAGAGGAUACAUUUUCAGCACCAUCCAAUACACCAAAAGGUGGUUCAGAUCCGUUUGGGGACCAAAAGAUGAUCCAUUUUCGGCACCGUCCAAUACACACAAAAGGUGGUUCUGAUCUGUUUGGGGACCAAAAGAGGAUACAUUUUCAGCACCAUCCAAUACACCAAAAGGUGGUUCUGAUCUGUUUGGGGCACCAAAAGAGGAUACAUUUUCAGCACCAUCCAAUAUGCCAAAAGACGAUUCAGAUCCCUUUGGGGCACCAAAAGACRAUUCUGAUCCUUUUGGGGGCCCAUUGAAUGACCCAACGAAGGGUGCUGAUCCUUUUAGGGCACCAUCCAGUCCAAAAACCGAGGCUUCAGACACGUGGGGUGCUCCAUCCAAUCCACUGUCUGAAAAGAAGGCUGAUCCCUGGGGAGACGAGGGGACCACAGAUCCAUUUGGCGAUGGCUCGAAGGCUGAUGAUGACGCAUGGGGACCAACAGCAUCGACUCCGCCCACCGCCAGUGACCCUUGGGGUGCACCUGCAGCUCCCACCGACACAGCAUCCACAGACGACCCCUGGGGAGAUGGAGGGGCUUCCACCACUACAGACGCUAUGAACUCUGACCCAUGGGGAGCUCCAAGUAAUGGCACAGACAGUGGAGCCACAGCGGACGAAGACAACAAAUCGCCAGCUUCCUUCCAUGGUGCCGGCGCUUCGCUCGUGGACGUGGGCUCAGUCCUUUCCCCCAAACCCAAACAACCCCCCCCCCCCUCGCCAAGUAACAAAGUAAGGACGGGUAAACGAGAGACCAGACCCUGAGAGAGAUAGACAGAGAGAACCAGAGGGUGAAUAUGAGAAGUAUAUUUAUGUUCAUUUAAAGCAGUGUUUGUGAUUCAGUGUUUUUACUAGGCCUUCCUCCCCACUAUAGUGCAUAACUGUUGUGUGGGUCAGCAUCGGUAGUUGUAGAUGCAUAGAUUUUAGAGAUGUAACCUUUUCACUCCUCUCUCUGUUCUAUACUCUCUCUUGGAAUGCUCUGUACUGUAUAUCUGUUCCUCCCUCCCUUGCCCCAUUUUCUUUUGCUUUUCCUAAUUUCCUAGGCGUUUUACAAGGCCCAGGCAUGGCUGGCCCUAUGGGCAGAGUCACAUCCAUUGCUGGAGUGUCUCGUACUACAAUCUCCCCAAACUCCAGCCUUUUUGGUUCCACCCAUAUGUCCUACGGUGUUACCCGCCUUUGGGUCCCACCACCCCUUGCUGGGGCCUCCUUUAAUCCCAGCUAGCAUCCCAUUCCCUGGGAAUGCCUCAUCCUGGCCUGGCAAUGCCUGCAAUGGGACCUCAGAUGGCAUGCCCCUGUUUUGGAGCUGGGAUGGUACAACCCAAUUGUCUGGGUUGGGUUCCUCAGGCAGGACACUCUGCAGUGGAGCUUCCACUCCUCAAAUGGGAGGGUGGUCCCUUUGCAGUGACACAUGGUUUUAGACACCAGAAUGGGAGACGGAACAACAAUCCUAUACUUUUUUGAAAAGCUACAACCUGUCCAGCUCACCUUCCUCAACCCCAAUAUCUACAAUGGUUAAUAUAAUGUACACGUCCAAUUUAAGUGUAUGCAAUAAUAUGUAAGAAAUGAAACGAGACAAAAUAUAAGUAUCUCAAAAUAGUUUUUCCAAGAAAAACGUUCCAUUUUGGUUGAUUCGAUAUUCAUUUCGGUUCUUUCAAGAGUGGGAAGCUGAGAUGGGGCCGUAGGAGUUAGUUCCAUUUAUUCCUUGUGUGAUUUUGUUCUUUUUCAAUUAGACUGGUUCUUAUCAAUGCUCACCUUCUCUAUGCCUGACUCAUAAGGCUCUGAGAAAGGUGGAUGGAGGGUUAAGAAGACCUGAUGAAUCAUUACAGUAGUCUACAAUGGAACAUGUACACAAAAAUAACAGGAUGGCAGUAGAGCCGCUAUCAGGAGGGUGUGUGUGUGUGUGUGUGUGUGUGUGUGUGUGUGUG
Molecule: messenger RNA, 2035 nt
Organism: Salvelinus sp. IW2-2015
Lineage: Eukaryota; Metazoa; Chordata; Actinopteri; Salmoniformes; Salmonidae
Source: RefSeq, a predicted model, not a curated record